This is a messenger RNA of Aureobasidium musti, 2286 nucleotides long. NCBI's taxonomy places the organism in Eukaryota, Fungi, Ascomycota, Dothideomycetes, Dothideales, Saccotheciaceae. The record is from the annotation of a GenBank genome assembly.
AUGGCCAUCGACAGCAUACCAUAUCCUGAUACCGAUCGCUUGGCAUAUCCCGACAAGACCUUUUACCCAGUCAAGAUCCCCGUCUCACACUGGCAAUUGCGACACUACAUCUCAUCACCCGACAAGGACGCCGCCAUCUACUACGCCAGCGUCAACGAAGUCUACUAUCUCGACACGCAUUCGCGGAAACGCAAAUACCUCGCCACACUACCAUUUGUCGCCCGGUGUACCGCCUCUGGCUUUGGCUGGAUCUGUGUCGGAGGUGAAGAGGAUGGGUACUUUGCCGCAAUCAAGCUAGAGGGCUCGUCGCCAGUUCGCCCUGCAGACGUAGACGCUCCACUGCCGCUAGACUACUGGCAAUCGCAAGGGGGCACUCCGAGAGCCGCCAACGUCAAGCUCGAACAUAUAGGCGAAGAGAUUGUCAACUCCAUCUCCAUCCACCAAAUCCACGAUGAAGAAAACCACCUUUACGAUGUCGUCGCCGUCUUGACCAACAAUGACAAGACUGUCCGCGUCUACUCGCUUACCCAAGCCCUGGAAACUGCGUGUCUGGAUCUGCCCUUCCCCAUGAACCACGCAUCCAUAUCUCCUGAUGGCACCACUCUUGUUGCUGUCGGCGAUUCCAACCAAGCCUUCUUCUACACACGCACGCUAUCUCAGCCUCCNCCACAGAUCCCAAAGCCUCACAAUCGCCUGAACACAAGCAAUGUCACCUGGGAUCUAGCAAACAUUGUCCACCUUCGUGCUGGUGAUCCUACUGCACAACCGGGCUACUUUACCACUGCCUGGUCCCCGAACGGCAGCUUGGCAGCUCUGGGUUCCGAAGGUGGUUACAUCACUCUGUUUGAUAUGGCCGCCUUUGCACAAUGUGCUUCCGACGAGGCAGAAGACGCCAUUGUUGCCACUGUUCCAUCAACUAGACCCAACAUCGUCGCCGCUCUGCAUCCUGGCGCUAUCAGGACCAUGCUCUUUUCUCCUGAACCCUGGGAUUUAUUGAUUUGGGCUGAGGACCAAGGUCGCAUAUGCAUCGGCGAUCUGCGCACUGGACUCAAGACCAAACAGGUGAUAGAACUGAAACCGGAUGAAGAAGGCCUGAAGAAAAUCGAACUCGAAGACAUUGCAGCAGAGUAUUUGGCUGAAGGGGAUCGUCUGGAUGACUUACAGCAAGAGAUUCUGGACCGCUAUCGGGAAACUCAAGAUCCUGCCGAGCAGGGCACCUUCGCUACAGAAUUCCUACAAGCUCGAGAGCGUGAACGCCAUCACAAUAUUGAACGCGCCCGUGCUAUGUUCCCAACUUUACGCGACACAGCAUCUGCAUCAGGAGACGAUCCCCGAGGUCUGACAGCACACGAACAACAAAUUCUUGAAGCACUUCGCACAACUAGACAGCGCGAAGAAGCGCGUACUCAGGGAAGUACUCCUCGUUCGAUCAAUUAUACCAGCGCUGGUCUCUUCAGCGGCCAUACCAAUAGUCGCGCCUCGGUGACUGCGCGAUCCACCGAGACNCCUCGCCCAUUCAGCGACGUCUUGGUCAACCAUAAUGACCCUUACGCAGCUUUUCCGGAAUUAUCUCGGACAUCGCAACGAGAUGCGACAGAGUCUCGUGAAAGAGAACGGAAUACAAGUGACAACACACUGCCACCUCUCCACUCGAUACAAGAGUAUUUGCUGCUUCGCGAUAGGGAGCGUGAAGCUUUAUCGGCAUCGAACACGAAUCGUGACACUGGCAUCCGACGUUCUGGAGCAGGAGGAAUCCCUACACUAACGAGCACUGCCACGACCAUACCACCACAUGCAACACGGGCAACGACGACCACCAGGGCUGAAACAGAGGAAGACAACCCAUGGCGCACGAUAUCUAACGCAAUGACUUUGGCACGGGGACCUCUCUUCGAAUCACCUCGAUCAAUAGACGCUAGUACGCGACAGUCUCGUGAACGGGAGGCUAUGGUGCGUACGGAGCAGCUUCGCCGAAUGACUGCUCAGCGUGAGCGGCUUCGUGGACUGCGACAGGAGUUUGAGCGUGGAACAGAUACAGCGCAGAGCUUGUACGAUACGCUUACCUCUCUACGAGGCUACACAUCAGCACGACCUACGGCGUUCCAUGAUGGUUAUGAGAUGCUGAUGCGCAGAGCUGGACGCGAAGCUACCAUAGGAGUCAGAACAGCAGGCCUAGCUAUCAGCCAUGAUGGACGCAAGUUGUGGGCGGCAUGUGAGGAGGGCAUCUUCGAGAUCGACUUGCAGGUCAAGCUGAGAAUGAUGUUCCCAGCAGUGGAAAUGAAAUAA